AUGAGUGGCUACCAAGACAUGUACAACUCUUCGUCUUCUUCCCGCUCCCCCGGCUCCCACCGUCACCCGCCGCAACAGCUUCGUCGUCAGCACUCGCGCCAGUUCGACGCCUACGGGCCCAUGUCCUCUACCCUCUACGAAGAACCACCGCUCGGCCGCUACGACACAAACCCGCUAGAUAGGUUAAACUCUACCAUGCCUAGUAACUCCUACCAGUACGAUAUAUCCGGUGCUCAGACGUGGAAUGCAAACGGUGUCAGCUCGCAUGGCUUGGGCGGGUUGGGAGUGAAUUCUGCCACUGCUACAUCGAGGAUGAGGAAUGUUCGUUCACGCACCGCGCUUCCCACUACCUGGUUGGACCAGCAGAACAGUCUUCCCAGCUCCUUCUCUCUAGCUCCCGGGCAGCACCAGCAAUCUCCCCAAAUCCGCGCGGAAAACAGCCAUGAUCCGGAAGAUGAGCUCAUACCAACCGCUAUUGUUAUCAAAAAUAUCCCGUUCGCGGUGAAGAAAGAGCAGCUGAUACAGCUCAUGACCGAGAUGAACCUACCGCUUCCAUAUGCGUUCAACUACCACUUUGAUAACGGCGUCUUCCGUGGUUUGGCCUUUGCAAACUUUACCUCCGCCGAGGAGACGGCUACCGUGAUCGAGCUAUUGAACCAUUUUGAACUGCAGGGCAGGAAAUUGAGGGUUGAGUAUAAGAAGAUGCUACCCGCGCAGGAACGUGAGAGGAUCGAGAGAGAGAAACGUGAACGUAGAGGUCAGCUUGAGGAACAGCAUAGGCCGAUGGCCAGCUCGCAGCUGCAACAUCAGACUUCUAUGUCUUCGUUGGCCUCACACUUGCCAGCUACCUCUCCUUCGCCUGUCUCCCAACGUGCAGAGGUCGACAUGAAUGAUGCACAGACGCUGCAGUACUACUCGCAGCUCCUUCUAUUUAAACAAGAUCUCAGCAAAGAAGCUCUCAUCUUCGGCACAAAUCUCACUCCCGCCCAGCGCCGCAUAGUACAUACUAUCUCCCAUAACAUGGGUCUCGCCCAUACAUCCCGCGGAACUGGCGAACAGCGCCAGGUCCAUGUUUACCGCGCUGGGCCAGGCACAAACGUCAGCCCUCCAGUCCCCGCCAUUCCAUCAACUGUCACUUCUGACGCUGCUCGCCGUGGACUCUCACGCGCUGCUACUAUUGAUUUUGGUGAAUCUCGCCAUGAACAACAAGCAUAUGGCAGCGGCAUGCGCCAGUCCUCUUUUCUAAAUGUCUUAGACUCGCCGGGACCAGGCGGGUACGCUAACGCCCAGAACCUUCGUGCUGCGAAAUCCUUCGCAGAUCUGCGUUCAUUCACGCCUUCGCCCGUUCCAUCCUCCGCUAGCUUCCCUGCCGCUUUACAGACCAACGGAGCUCGCUUCCAGCAACAGCAGCAAGCAUACGAUGUAGGAACAAGUGGUGCUUCCAACACCCCUACCUUGACGCCCACUCCAUCUGGCUCUUCUCUCGGCAUGCAGCGUGUAGAUGACAAUCUCCUUGUCAACAGCCUAGGCGGCCUAUCAUUAGGCACCUCGGUUACAGGUCCAUCAGGUUCUCCCCGUCGCACCCGCGGCAUCUGGGAUGCCUCCGAUCUUCCCACGUCGGGGGCGGGAUCGAACAACGGUUCCGGAUCCACCGCCGGCGCAAUCGGAUCCAACCGUGCUAUCGGUCUUGGAUUUGAUACCCAAAACCAGAGCCAGGAACGACUUCCUAUGCCCAUGAGACAACCCAGAGGCCCAGCUCCAGAACGAGGUACAGGAUUUCGCCGUCAAAACGGGCACCAGCAACGCGGCAGUGAUGAGCUAAGAAGCAAUCCUGGCGUGGAGAUUAUUGUUGAGUAA
Molecule: messenger RNA, 1857 nt
Organism: Arthroderma uncinatum
Lineage: Eukaryota; Fungi; Ascomycota; Eurotiomycetes; Onygenales; Arthrodermataceae
Product: RNA-binding post-transcriptional regulator cip2
Exons: 3
Coding region: 1-1857 (618 amino acids)
Cellular component (GO): nucleus; cytoplasm
Molecular function (GO): mRNA binding
Source: RefSeq, a predicted model, not a curated record